Vitis vinifera (wine grape) is the source of this 2088-nucleotide messenger RNA. RefSeq names its product mitochondrial-processing peptidase subunit alpha. Gene Ontology annotation, biological process: proteolysis. NCBI's taxonomy places the organism in Eukaryota, Viridiplantae, Streptophyta, Magnoliopsida, Vitales, Vitaceae. The coding region runs from base 203 to 1729 and encodes 508 amino acids. Gene Ontology annotation, cellular component: mitochondrion. The record is from RefSeq and is a predicted model, not a curated record. Gene Ontology annotation, molecular function: metalloendopeptidase activity; metal ion binding. The transcript has 12 exons.
CCACUCUUCAAAGAUCUGACGUGGUAAAUCAAGUGAAAAGUUUGGGGUCCACUUUUUUAGAUUCCGACGUGGCAAAAUCACAGUGAAAGCCGGAAGUUUAUGAAGGCAUUUUCACUGGAGAAGAUCCCAGACAGAGGAGGCAGAACAUUUUACCUUCUUCAAUACCAAAACUUUCUAGGGUUUCGCUGCGACUGACUCAACCAUGUACAGAACCGCAGCUUCACGACUCAGGGCUCUCAAGGGCCGUGGAGGAAAUUGGAGAGCAGCCAGAUUUGCAAGUUCAAGUGCAGUUACUGUGAGAUCAUCUUCUUCUCCGAGUUUGUUCAGCUGGCUAACAGGGGAAAAGUCUUCUUCUCUUUCUCCUUUGAAUCUUCCACUUGCAGGUGUUUCCCUCCCACCUCCACUACCUGAUUAUGUUGAACCAAGCAAGACCAAGAUAACAACUCUCUCUAAUGGCGUCAAAAUAGCAUCAGAGACAUCACCUAAUCCUGCAGCCUCUAUAGGGUUUUAUGUUGAUUGUGGGUCAAUCUAUGAGACACCACUGUCAUUUGGGGCCACCCACUUGCUGGAACGGAUGGCGUUUAAGAGCACUACCAACCGAAGUCAUUUGCGUGUUGUGAGGGAAGUGGAGGCAAUUGGAGGUAAUGUGACAGCCUCGGCCUCUCGGGAACAGAUGGGGUACACUUUUGAUGCUCUAAAGACUUAUGUCCCUGAAAUGGUCGAAUUGCUUGUUGACUGUGUGAGGAACCCUGUGUUCUUGGAUUGGGAAGUCAAUGAACAGCUUCAAAAGGUGAAAGCAGAGCUUGGAGAACUUUCCAACAAUCCUCAAGGAUUACUUUUGGAGGCAAUUCACUCUGCUGGUUAUUCUGGUGCCCUGGCAAAUCCUCUAUUGGCUCCUGAAUCUGCUAUAAACAGAUUGAAUAGCACCAUUUUGGAGGAAUUUGUUGCGGAGAAUUACACUGCUCCUAGGAUGGUCCUUGCGGCUUCUGGAGUUGAACAUGAAGAGUUUUUGUCCAUUGCAGAGCCACUUGUUUCUUAUCUUCCCAGUGUGCCCCGUCCAGAAGAGCCAAAAUCUGUUUAUGUUGGAGGGGAUUAUCGUUGUCAGGCUGAUUCAGGGAUCACCCAUCUCGCUCUUGCAUUUGAAGUGCCUGGUGGUUGGCAUAAUGAGAAAGAAGCUAUCACUUUGACUGUUCUUCAGAUGCUUAUGGGAGGAGGUGGCUCAUUCUCUGCGGGGGGCCCUGGAAAAGGAAUGCACUCACGACUAUAUCUUCGUGUCUUGAAUGAGUAUCAACAGCUUCAAUCUUUCUCUGCAUUCAACAAUAUCUUCAACAAUACUGGAAUUUUUGGCAUUUAUGCUAGCACUGGCUCCGAUUUUGUGGCAAAAGCAGUUGAUAUUGCUGCAGGAGAACUACUUUCAAUUGCUUCACCUGGACAAGUUGACCAGGUACAGCUUACUCGUGCCAAAGAGGCAACUAAAUCUGCCGUUCUGAUGAAUCUGGAAUCAAGAAUGAUUGCAUCGGAAGAUAUAGGGAGACAGAUAUUGACAUAUGGAGAGAGGAAGCCUUUGGAGCAUUUCUUGAAGGCAGUAGAUGAAAUCACUUUGAAGGAUAUCACCACCAUUGCCCAGAGGAUCAUUUCUUCACCUCUUACAAUGGCAUCAUAUGGCGACGGUAAUCUCCCUCUUUCCACCAAUGAACCCUUCUAUGAUUUCACCGGAAUUGAAUCUUGAGAAAUCUCUCCCCUCUUUUGUUGCAGUUAUCCAUGUUCCCAGCUAUGAAUCAGUCAACCGCAAGUUCCACGCAAAGUGAGAAACGUCGAAGUUCGUCCGGUCUUAAUCAUCGGAGAUAUGCCUGCAUAGAGCCCUCUCCACAUUAACGAUCUCAUUCAAUGGUUUUUUUCUGGGAAUUUUCGUUCUCAUGUGCAGGAGGUCACUCCAGGAAUUAUGGAUAAAGAAUUCAUUUCCGUGAUUCAGUCAUGGGAAAAUUUUGCUGACAAUUUUUUUUUUUCCAAUGAAAGUCAGAAAUAAAACAUACGAACUGGGAUUGUGUCCUCCAUCUGGUUAAAUUAUUUAUACAUAAUUUAAUGUUA